Molecule: messenger RNA, 6684 nt
Organism: Dovyalis caffra
Lineage: Eukaryota; Viridiplantae; Streptophyta; Magnoliopsida; Malpighiales; Salicaceae
Source: the annotation of a GenBank genome assembly
AUGGCGACUACGAUAGAGAAGCUGUUUUUGCAGAUCUUUGAAAGGAAGUUGUCGAUUACAGAACAAGUCAAGCACCAGGUCGAUCUCUUCGAUCACCGUCUCGCCUCUAAAUGUGUUCUUGGCGGAACUACCCCUCCUCCCUGGCUCUUCUCCCCGUCUCUCUCUUCCCUUCCAAAUGAAUUGAAUAAAGAGGAGCUCAUAUCAGGACUCUUACUGCCCCAGCCUCAGCCUGCAAACCCUUAUUCCUGUAGCGGCUACUCAGUGCAGCCUGCUACUACUGCCAAUAACAGUGACCUGCCGAAUGGUUUAUGCACGGAACUUCAUCUUGUCGACAAAAGCUUUGAUGCAGGUGAUAGAUUGUCUGUUUUGUCACACUUUCCUGUUAUUGAUGAUGUUCAAUGUAACUUAGAUGGAGUUCCUGAGCUGGAUGUUAGCGUUACUUCUCCACAAGAUUGUAGAGGUGCUCGAAUGCCAGACAGUAUACCUGAUCACAGUCAAUCACUGGCGAGGAUUCAGAGAUCAAAAUCAAGGCAAAAGGCUCUGGAGCUUCGCAAUAGUGUCAAAACAGGUAAAACCUGUCCAUGUGCGGAAAAUAAUGUUGGUUCUUGUACUAGUCGAUCUAGAGGGUCUGGGGUUACUUCUCUACAGUUUGAUCAUGUUGAUCAGUCAGACUUGGUCAAACUUGUAGAGGCAAGUAAUAAAAGUUGCGUUGUAGAAGAGGUGAAAAUAGGUGAAUGCAUGGUAAAGGAAAACUCUGGUGAUGUUUACCAUGGCAGAAGUCCGAGAUCUAGAAGUUCUAGACAAAAAGCCAGCUCUGCAAAAGAGUCCGGGAAUGUGUGCAACUCUACUUACAUUGCUAAGGAAGAUGAUCUUACAGGGUCUAUUUCAAAACAACAGCCUAACCAGGUUAAUCUAACAGAACUUGUUUCUGUUGUUGGUCAUGCAAGUUCUGAAGCUCAAAAAGAAAACGAAGGCAAUCACAGGGGCAAUGAAAUGACUAGCAGCAUGUACUCUGGUGGAGUUCCAAGAUGUACGAGUUCAAGCCCUAAACCCAACUCUACAGAGCAGCCUUUGGAUGUGGAUAGUUCUUCUUAUAUCGACAACAAAGACAGUAGGGAUAGAGAGUCUAUUGAUGGAUCAUCAUUACAGCCUAAUUGUGUCACUGAGAUAUCAGAAUUGGCCAAACAUUCAUCUGUUAUAUCCAAUGAAAGUUAUGGAGCGGUGAAAGCAAAAGUAAGUGAUAAAUGGAGCAAGGAAAAGGGAAGCGGUGGUUGUUCUGGGAGGAUAACAAGAUCUAGAAGCUGCAGCCAACAAGCUGACUGUGAAUCUUUGAAGCUGGAUGGCUCUUGUGGUAAUGCCGAGGAAGAAUCAAAGCGGCUUUCCAACCCUGUUGAUGACUUUAGGGAAUUGGUUAAACCUUUCAAUAUCACUGAUGACAAUUGUGGAGUGAAUGAAAUGAUGUCGAACUGCCAGAACAAUGAAGGGACAAACUGCUCUUAUUAUGGAAAAAUAACAGGAUCCAAAAGUUCCAACCAGCAAGUUGUAGUUGACGGGCUUCCAAAAGCGGAUACCUCAUCUAAUAAAGUGAAGGAUAACGACAAUUCACCGAUGCAGUCCGUUGGCAGAUCAUCAGAACCUCAUCAACCAUCGAAUCUGGUUAGAGAAGUUGUUGAUCUUCAGGAAGUGUUGGCUACUCAAGCAAAUGCCCUGCCUUGUAUCGAAAGCGAGAACAUGGUUGACCUGGGUAUAUGUGAUGCAGUUGUUGCAGGAACUGAUAUGGAUUCUGAUGGGCCAGUUGAAGCUUGUUCUGUUACUUCCAGGUCUAGCUCAGAUGGUUCUAGCCUUGGAAUGGAAGUUUCAGUCUCAAGGCCAGCCACUGACUGUGCUAUGCCAGUGAAGCCCAAGCAGCUUGAUUUUGAUGAAGUGGAAGACUGUAGUUUGAAUGACAUUGCUAAUCCUACAACAGAGAACAAACAACAGUCUCUAUCAUCAGAGAGACGCAUUUCUACCUUUCUGCAUUCAACAGGUAUAUUGGAUAAAGUAUCCGUUAACAACCAAGAGAAGCCCAUCUUGUCCAUUAAGAUGCCAUUUCUUGAGGACCAGGAAGUUCUUGUCAAAGAAGAGAAACCUCGGAAUGAUUCAUCUGAAGCUUUUGUGAAUGAGACUGCUCUUCUAGUUGAUGAAAAUACCACUAACUCUGUGCAUAAGAAAAUUAAUUCAGCCAUUUCUGAAAACCAAAAUGGAGAUUGCUACAUCAUGAGUUCAUGGCCUCAGCAUAAGAGGAGAAAGAUAGCUGGUCAACUGAUUAGUUCCUGUUAUGCUUCUUCAAGUUUGAUGAGACAGCAUAUUGUUACGGAUAGUGUGAAGGGAAAUGUAAAUGCUAUAGAAGAUCCAGAUGCUGUCCAAAUAUCAGAAAGGUUUUAUAUGUCCCAUGUGGGGGAUGACAUGCAACCGAAUGCUAUCAAGAGCUCAUUUGAAGGCAUUCAUGAGAACUCAGGGCCCCAUAUGCCAGGGCCUGAAUUUCCAUCACCAAAGCUGCAAGUUGAAGAGGUUGAACCUGGCUUGGAAGGAAGGAGUAGAAGUGCAAAUACAUGUGGAGGAUGCUCACCAUCAAGUUUGACAAAACGUUCCACUGGAGUUUCUCAAGGUAGUUCAUUGGAAAAAGUUGCGUCAAGCCCUACUAUUGUCAUCUUCGAUGAAACAGGGCAGCACACUGCAGAAAAGAACCAAUUUUCACUGCAACUUGAAGAUAGAUUUGAACUGGGUAGCACUGAAUUUUUUACUUGUACUGAAACGACCAUGCAGCAAAGGAAAUCUCAUCUGGGAAGGAAUGGCAAAUCACCAUCUAGUUUGGUUAGUUCUCCACAUAGUCAAUCAAUGGAUUUGAUUGGUGCUGAUCAAAGUAUGCCUGUAUAUGAGUGGUUUGGUGUGGAAAAUGAGGGAACUGACUUUGGACAAUUGGUUCUUUCAGAUAAUGCACUAGCAAGUGCAAUUGCUGUGGAGCGGCUUUGCAAAUCUGUUUGCCUUGAAACACCUCUAUGCCAUUUUUCUUCUGCAUUUAACAAACAUAAAACACUAAAUUUAAAUCACUCUGUCCCAAAUGGAGUUUUAGAAGGGAUGGAGAUGAGCACCACUGUUAAUAUGAAUAGUAACACUGGCAAGCAACUUGAGGCCAGUUCCAAUUGUUUCACUGAUGAAGUCAACGACACCUUGCAUGGGAGGCUGCAUUCUGACUCCCCAGCAUUGUCUAAUGCUCCAUCUACAUGGGAUAUUAGGAAACCUUAUUCAUCUCCAAUAGGGAAGCUCUGGGAAGGAGUCACAUCGAAGUCUGGGAGUUCAGAGAAGAGAGCGAGCUCCAUUCCAGAUCUUCCCUGCAUCAGUGAAGAAAAUGAGAACACCAUUGAGGUACUUGAAACAUUUCAGGAUGGUGUUGGUUUAGAACAGAUAAUCAGCUCAGUCAAAAGAGAACCUCUUGCUGAUAGUACAAUUACAAAAAGUACUCCAAUAUUGGCUUGUGAAUCUGAGACAGUUAGUGAUAGAUACAGUCUUGCUUCUGUCAACACAGAGUGUAGCUUCACUGGCACUUGUAGAAGGGACAAAUUGAAGCAUGGAAACCAGAAAGGCAAUAGAAGGAAACAUAAUAUUAAGGCAAAGGAGAAUGAGAGCAUACUGGGAGUAAAUGGUGUUAAAAGGGCCAAUAAAUCUCACUAUAACAGAUCGAGUAAGCCAAUCUUAUCUGGAAAAACCAAUUUGAGAAAAGGAGGUCCAGGUCUUAUGUUGACCGAGUCUAGACAUAACAAUAUUGUAUCAAACAUUACUUCUUUCAUUCCACUUGUGCAACAAAAACAAGCAGCUGCAGUUGUUACAGGAAAAAAGGAUGUUAAAGUGAAGGCCCUGGAGGCUGCUGAGGUUGCAAAGCGUCUUGCAGAAAGGAAAGAAAAUGAACGAAAGAUGAGGAAGGAAGCCUUGAAACUUGAGCGAGCAAAGAUGGGGGAACAAAACUUGAGGCAGUUGGAGCUAGAAAAGGAAAAGAGAGAACAAGAGCGCAAGAGAAAAGAGGCAGAUAUGGCAGCAAAGAAAAGACAGAGGGAGGAAGAAGAAAAAAGGAGAGGGAAAGGAAAAGAAAGCGUGUUGAGGAAGCAAGGAGGCAACAGCAGCUUGUGCACGAGGAAAAUUUACAUGCUGAGAGAGGAGAGAGAGAGAAAAAACGAUGAAAGAGCAUUCGAGAACAAAGAAUCUAAGGACAAAUCAGGAAAGCAUGAUAAGAUAGAGAAAGAAAAGGGAGACAACAAUCUUCAGAAGGUGCCUGAGACUGAACCUGGGACUUCCAGGGUUUCAACAAUUGAUGAUGGAAAAUCAAGCAUUAUUCCUGAAGGCUGUGUGGCUUUGGGUGAUUGUGAUGAUAAUUCGAAGGAAAUGACUGUCUUUUCCAAGGCAGCUGGGAAUGGCAACAUAAUGUCUAACAUAAGCCAAGAACAGUCGUAUGAGAUUUCUCCAUACAAAGGUUCGGAUGACGAAGAUGAAGAUGACGACAAUGAUGAUAUGGAGAAUAAUAAAUAUAUUCCAUCAUGGGCCAGGAAAAAUCAUGUGGGUCUUAUUGUUUCUUCCCAGCAAAGUACAGACCCACAAACCAUUUUCACCCCAGAAAGCUUUCCUGAAAAAUCUGAAGAGAAUCAAGAUUCAGUGAGUAUGAGUCCAAGAAAUAUACAUUUUUGCAUCUUUCUCUUCAUUCUCUUCAACUUCAAUGACUCUCCUUUUGUGUUAGCACGUGCUAGGAAUUUAAGUUUUGAGUUCCCUUAUUUCAAUCUCCGGAAUCUCACUCUCCUUGGUGACUCUUAUCUCCGGAAAGGUGUCAUUGGCCUCACACGUGAUGCCACGGUGCCUUCUUCAAGUUCUGGCACUGUAAUCUACAACCACCCAAUUCCCUUUUUUGAUCAAGAAUCCAAUUCCACAGCUUCUUUCUCAACAAGGUUCAGCUUUUCUAUCCCUAGUGUCAAUGAAAACUCUUUUGGUGAUGGUUUCUCUUUUUUUCUUUCACAAGAUAACCAAACUCUUGGUAGCCCUGGAGGGUACUUGGGUCUUGUUAAUUCUUCGCAGUUGACCAAGAACAAGUUUGUGGCUGUUGAGUUUGACACCAGGCUUGAUGCCCAUUUCAAUGAUCCAAAUGACCACCAUGUUGGUUUAGACAUUGAUAGCCUUAAUUCAAUUAAGACUGCUGAUCCAAUCUUGCAAGAUAUUGAUUUAAAGAGCGGAGAUUUGAUCACAGCUUGGAUUGAUUACAAGAAUGAUUUGAGGGUCUUGAAAGUUUAUAUGAGCUAUUCAAGUUUGAAACCGAGAAAGUCCUUACUAACUGUAGACGUUGACCUCUCUGAGUAUCUUAAAGGGGAUAUGUAUGUGGGGUUUUCCGGUUCUACAGAGGGAAGCACUGAGCUUCACCUCGUUGCUAAUUGGAGCUUCAGAACCUCUGGCUUCCUUCCUCUGAAUCCAAAUUCAAAUCCUCACAAUGUAUCCGAUAGUUCAGUCACAGUAACAACACCUGUUAUCCCUAUAUCAAAUGCUGCAAAUAAACUUCACAGGAGCCUGGGUUUCGGUCUUGGGAUUGCUGGUCCGGCUUUCUUUUGUGCGUUCCUGGUGGCUUUUGGUUAUAUUUCUGUCAGGAAGUGGCGGAAGAUUAAAAGAGUUAAGAGCCUGAAAGCCGAGCUGGUGACAGGGCCAAAGGAAUUCAGCUACAAAGAGUUGAAGUUAGCCACAAGAGGGUUUAAUUCAAGCAGAAUAGUGGGUAGAGGUGCAUUUGGCAAUGUCUACAAGGCCUUCUUCAAGUCUUCGGGAACCAUUGCUGCGGUGAAAAGAUCGAAGCAUUCCCAUGAAGGUAAAACUGAAUUCCUUGCUGAGUUGUCAAUUAUAGCCUGCCUGAGGCACAAGAAUUUGAUUCAACUACUAGGUUGGUGCGUUGAGAAGGGUGAGGUGCUGCUUGUGUAUGAAUUCAUGCCUUAUGGGAGCCUUGAUAGGAUGCUAUACGAAGAAGGGUCUGAGCUUGGAAUACUUUUAAAUUGGGCACAUAGGCAAAAGAUUGCAGUUGGCUUGGCCUCUUCGCUAACAUAUUUGCAUCACGAAUGCGAGCAACAAGUCAUUCAUAGAGAUAUAAAGACUAGUAAUAUAAUGCUCGAUGGAAACUUCAAUGCAAGGCUGGGUGACUUUGGAUUGGCAAGGCUAAUGGAACACGACAAGAGUCCUGUCUCAACGCUGACUGCUGGGACAAUGGGAUACUUAGCUCCUGAGUAUCUCCAUUGUGGUAAAGCAACGGAGAAAACCGAUGUUUUUAGCUAUGGAGUGGUGAUACUUGAACUGGCUUGCGGUAAGAGGCCGAUUGAGAGAGAACCAGUUAGCCAAAAAAUGGUGAAUUUGGUUGACUGGGUUUGGGGACUGUAUGGUGAGGGAAAGAUCAUUGAAGCAGCUGACAGUAGGUUGAAUGGAGAGUUUGAGGAGGUAGAAAUGAGGAAGCUCUUGCUUGUGGGUUUGAGUUGUGCUAAUCCGGAUGCCAUGGGGAGGCCUACCAUGAGAAGAGUCCUUCAAAUCCUCAACGGUGAGGCUGAGCCUAUUGCAGUGCCGAGGAAGAAACCGAGCCUCACAUUCUCUUGCGGCUUGGCAUUGACGCUUGAGGACAUUGUUUCUGAUUCUGACUAG